AAAGACUACUGACGUGGCAAUUACGGAAAGAGAAAGACCAAAACGUCGAGAAUCGCAGCCCAACAGGGAGAAAGCGCAGCCAGUAAGAGGCAGUAUUGGCCGCGCCACCGCCUUACGGUUCUUGAAUCUAUUGCUUAGAAAGAACCCAAACCGCAUUUCUUGACGUUAGGGUUUCAUUCUUGAAUCGAAUUGCAUCUGCAUCGGAAUUCCUAAAACAUCAAUCGUCGUCUCAUCAAUCAAUUUGGGAUUUGGUGGCUAUGUCGGCUCGGUUGCUGAAGAAAGUUCUCAAAGAGCAAGAGCAAAAGCUUCAGCAAAAGGACCCUCAACAUAUUGCCGAGGAAGAAGAGGAGGACGUGGACGGGGACGAGGAGGACCAGAAGCUCAAUUCGGGUUCUUCGAUCAAUCCUUUCGACCUCCUUGAUGACGAUGAUGGCCGUGUCAGUGACCAGGAGGGUGAGUCAGAAACUGCCGAUGAUUCCUUGCAGGGAAGUAGAGACAAACAAAAUUUGCCUGAGCCAAAAGGUCCCAUAGACGUAAUUUUGACAUCUGAUAACAAAUCAAAGAAGAAGAAAAAGAAGAAGAACAACAAGGAGGGUUCCUCGGCAAGUACUCAUAAAGUUGAGGAGUCCUUGGAUGAGAUUCUGGAAACUUUUUCUUUAGACGUUAACAAUUCUAGUCAUCACGAUGUUCCUGAAAAAACCAAAGCGGCAGAUUCAAGACGUCGUGAUAACCUGGUCAAACAGUCUGCAGCCUCAAUAUUACAAGUGGAUCCAAAAUUCCUGAAUGCUGAAAAUGAGCUCCGAAGAAUAUUUGGUUCUAAGGUGGUAAAAUCAUUUGAGAAAAGUAGUCAAACUGGCAGUUCAAGACAGGCUCGUGGUGUAAGACGUGGAGGUUAUAAUCCUAGAAAGACUGUUCUUGUUACUCCAUCAGAACAUUGGCCUCGAUGGGAUGGUUCUUUGUCCAUGGAAUUUCUUGAAGUGAAAGAUGGGUACCAUUACUUUAGAUAUGUGCAUUCAUCAUCCCAUUCUCAAGCUCAGAGGGAGUUUGAAGCUGCCAAAGCUAUUCAUGACCUCAACGGUAUUGCAAGUAUUUUGUUGUACCACCCUUAUCACUUAGAUUCACUUAUAACAAUGGCGGAUUACUUUAAGUUUGCGGGUGAGCACCAAAUGUCAACAGAUUCUAUUUCAAAGUGUCUAUAUGCAUUGGAAUGCGCAUGGCAUCCUAUGUUCACACCCUUGCAGGGUAAUUUCCAAUUGAAAUUCAGCGAUGAAAAGAACAAACCUCUAUUUAUGGCACUCUUCGCUCACAUGAAGAAUAUGGAUAGGCGUGGAUGCCAUCGAUCUGCUUUAGAAGUUUGCAAGUUAUUGCUUUCUCUUGAUUCGGAUGAUCCAAUGGGGGCGAAGUUCUACAUUGACUACUUAUCGUUGAGAGCGGAGGAGUAUGCAUGGCUAGAACAAUUCUCUGAAGAUUAUCAAAGUGACAACUCCUUAUGGCUGUUUCCAAAUUUCUCUUAUUCCCUUGCCAUUUGCCGCUUUAAUCUUGAGAAACACGAGUCAUCGGAAGGUGCCCAUGAAUUUACUACAAAGUCUAGCUCAACUGAUCUUAUGAAGCAAGCUUUGAUGCUUCACCCCUCGGUUUUAAAGAAGUUGGUUGAGAAGGUACCUUUGAAGGACCAGGCUUGGACGGGUAUCGUUAAGCAUGCAUUUUUCCGAUCAGAACAAGUUGGAAUCCCAACCUUGGACCACCUCAUUAACAUGUACGUUGAAACAAGUUAUCUUAUAUGGAGGCUUCCGGAUCUGCAAAAACUUUUGAGGGAUGCUGCCCAAGAGGUUAUUGAAACACUUAAACAUGAUAGUAGUGAGGCGAAUGAUUGGGCUUGCGUUAGAAAAGAAGCCUUUUCAUCUGAGAAAAAUGAGUAUCGCCAUUUAUUGGUUUUGGAUUUCUCCCAUUCAGUGCCAACCCUUCCACCUGAAAAUCUGCAACAUUUUAUGGUUGACCCAAGGAUGAGGGACGUUGUGCCCAAUGAGGGCCUGGUUGCCAAUGCAAACAACGGCAUCCCCGCUCCUCGCAACAUUGCAAACCGAAAUGCAAUAGCUGUCCUGCUUGAAUCAUUGCUACCAUGGGUCCAUUAUGGGGAUGCAAAUGGAGCAGCUGAAGAUGGGGAUAACCAGCUUGACGGGCAUGGGCAAGGAGAUGAACGACAGUGAGGUGAAGUUGCUUCGAAAGCCUUGUAGGAAUGUUGGGGCCAUGCUUGCUACGUGCCAAUUUUGUUUCAGCUAGUAGGGUUGAAUUAGAAGCCAUGGCUGAGGAGAUUGAACGUAUGCCUUCUAGGUCUAAUUCAUCGAAUUAUUCUCGUAAUAAUGUAAUUGGAUUGGUUUUGGCAAAUAACAAACCGUUGCUUGUAACUUUACAGAAGACAAGUUUAGAAUAGACCUUUCCUUUAAUUCGAUCACUGAGGCCUCGUUCACUUCA
Molecule: messenger RNA, 2472 nt
Organism: Morus notabilis
Lineage: Eukaryota; Viridiplantae; Streptophyta; Magnoliopsida; Rosales; Moraceae
Product: transcription factor 25
Exons: 4
Coding region: 258-2207 (649 amino acids)
Cellular component (GO): RQC complex
Source: RefSeq, a predicted model, not a curated record